AGAAGUCCAGAAGCGAGCAAAGUGGUUGCUAGAUGUUAUAGAUCUGCUUGCUGUUUGGCUGUCAAGACCCGCCCUUUCAGUAGUCAUUUGUUUGUUGCGAAAUUGAUCCCGAUUUUUAUACAUGGCGCAAACCUUUAGGACAAGUAUCAUUAACAGUUUUGGUAGAGUGUGCUUGUAACGAUAGCUAUCACUGGCUAACUUAAAGGAAACAUUAGCUGGCUAACUACUAGCUAGCUUGCUAACAUUAUUUUCUAUGGACAAAUAAUGGAUCCGUUGGUUCUUCCUCUUUUGGACCAUUUGAACAGAAUGCUGAGUUAAGAAAUUGGAAGAUGAGCACCUGAGUCUAAACCAAUACAUUCCAAUCAUGGAGCUCUACUGGUACAUAGUUGUCAUAGUUUUCAUUAUCAUCAAGAUCUUCUUCUACAUCUGCUGGUAUCGGACAAGGCAGAGGCAACUGGCAGCCUACCUGAGCAACCCCCGCAAUGCACAGAUUGUGAUUGUGGGAGGCCGGGCUUACCUCCACCAGAUGUGUGAGAGGCAAAAUACGUCGAUCUGGCCCAGCUGGUAUGGCGUGCAGGACGAAGGCUCGGUGGGUGAGCCCUCGGCCUCGCUUCCUCCCGACUCCUCCGUCUCGCAGCUGGACAUGCCGCCGCCGUAUGAGGCCGUCUCAGGAGCCAAUGACCUGAAGCCACCUCCGUACAGUGAGUAUGCCCAGUCGCUGGCGCCGGCCGGAGACCCUCCCAUCGCCGUCCCGGACAGCACGGACACCAGCAGCUUCUCUGAGGCCCCGCCCCCAUACACGCCAGCCAACCGCCAGCCAGACGGCGGCAACCACAGCCAAUUGCAGCAAGGAGAGAGACUGUGCUAGGCAGCGCGUCUUCCUGAAUCCAUAUCUUCUCUUGCACAUAAUGCCAAUGAGGGCCCAACUGCACUUCCAGCCGGUUCGGUCUCCUCUCUCUCACAAUCUCUCCCCUCCCUCUGAUGAUUCAUUUUCAGAAUAUUUUCUUUUUUUUUUUUUCUUUCACACAUGGUGUUAGGAAUAAUUUACUCAAAAGAAGGAAACACUUUAGACGUUGACCUUUCAAAGUGUGUAGUCCAAGAUUUGCUCUUUGCUUGACCUGCAGAACGUUUAGAAGUGGUGGUAAUAAAUGGCGAGUCUUGCCAAGACAGUGACCCUGGUUUCGCCAGCCUCGAGACAUGCCUGCUGUUAUCAUCCUCUGAAGUCUAAAUGGUGCUCUGAUCUCAACCAAUGCUGAUGGUUGUCUUUCCACUGAGUAACCAUGGAGUCCAAUCUUCUAAUUCUUCUACAAUUUGUACCAGUAUCCACAGUCAUGUAAGCCUUCUUCCUAGACACUCAUUUACUUAAACCAGCUUACAUCAGCGUACAACUCAGAAAUACCAUGUGAUUUGUGCAGUGAUACCUUGUAUAAUUUUUGCAAACACAAUCGUGUUGCUUUUUGUAAGUGUCUAAAAGUUGACUUUCAGAAAAUGUUUUAAGUAUCACAGAUAAAUCUCUCUGUAAGCUGUUCUGAAAAGCAGGCCUUAGGUAAUCUGCAGGCCUGGAAGUGCUCUGACUUCUGCAGGAUUGCAUCUUUGCUCCCUUUAAUAUUUUCUUAAGACGACAACCAGAGCGGGAAGAUUCACCGGUGAUGUCAACGCAACGUCCAGUGAUUAAACGUUAAGCAUGGCGAGCGCUUACCCCCUGCCCUCUGUCUCUCUCUCCCUCUCGGCCUAACACGUGUAGAUCCAUUAGAUAAAGUGGAACAGGACGUGGAUGUUCAUGUUUAACUUGGGGCUUUUGUCCGUCCAGUAUUGUACGAGUACAUCACCGCAGGACCUACUCCAGUCUGAAGCACAACUGGAUCAGUGCAAAAAGGCCUGUUCUUUGUGCUUCGGUUAGGAUUCAGGUUAUAGACCCGUGUUAAAAAAUGGUGGUGGUGGUGAAGAUUAAUGGGGUGUGGUGGGUUGACGUGAACUGAGCAGCUCAUAUCAAGGCAAGGCAGUUGUCUCAAUGAAGGGUUUAAAAAAGAAAUGUUAAAAGAGCAAAAUUGUUUUUUAAAAUGUCCUCAUCGGGUAUAGCCUAUUAAUGCCUUUACACUUAUAUGCAGUCAUACAUCACAUUGAGAUGUGGAGGCAUGAGAGAAGUUUUGUCUGACUGACUUUGUGUUAUAUAAGAUGUCUUUAGGGAAAAAAGUUUGUUUCACCUGUAAUAUGUUUAUAUUCUUGUCUGUUUGAUUGCAUCUUUGUAGAUACUGUAUGUGAUUGUUUUGUUUGAGUCAACAUCAUCAUAAGAAAAUCAGAGGCUUCACUUUCAGAUUUUUGUUGACCCGCAUAAACUUAACAAAGUGAGACUAUGCCAUAUAAAUACUCACUUCACUACUGUAUAACCCCUUUGUAUAUACUAUUUUUAUAUUUGUGAAAUGCCUUUAAAUCCUUUGUCGGUGUGAAAUAUGAUGCUUCUGUUAUUGUGAAAUAUAAUCACCACUCUGGUUACCAACAAGGUUGUGAGAUGGAAAAACUAAAUUCAGUCAGGCCAUUUUGACAGUGAUGGGUUUUUUUUUCUGUUGAACGUGCCAUAAUUAAGUUGGUAUCCACAUAUUACUUUUUUCAGCUUUCUUGUUUUUCAAUUGAAUAAUUUGUAUUAAAUGUUUUGUUCAGAGGUAUAUUUUGGAAAAUGCAACAAUUGAGCAGGGACUUGUCUUACUAAUAAUACAACGUCAACAUGUAAAUGCUGUUUGUGUUGCAGAUAUAUUUCAUUUGGAGAAUAAAUUCACUGUUGGUA
Molecule: messenger RNA, 2782 nt
Organism: Sardina pilchardus (European sardine)
Lineage: Eukaryota; Metazoa; Chordata; Actinopteri; Clupeiformes; Clupeidae
Product: basic salivary proline-rich protein 4
Exons: 5
Coding region: 365-868 (167 amino acids)
Source: RefSeq, a predicted model, not a curated record